AUGCCGCCCCCCAAGGCCAAGCACUCGAAGAUGGUGACGCUGUUGCACUACCGUCUCAAGGUGACGCUCAACGACGGCCGCCAGCUCGUGGGUCAGAUGCUCGCAUACGACAAGCACAUGAACUUUGUGCUGGCCGAGUGCGAGGAGUUUAGAACGGUCAAGGGCAAGAAGACCAAGGACACGCCGGCCGGCGAGCCAACCCCAACGGUGCAGCAGAAGCGCACGCUUGGCCUCGUCAUCCUGCGCGGCGAGACGAUCGUGAGCGUGUCCGUCGAGGGCCCGCCUCCCGCCACAUCGGAGGGACCAGGCAUCGCUGCUGGCCCAGGUCGCGGCGUACCUGCCGGCCGUGGGAUGCCGCUCGGCGGCGGGGCUGGCGCCCCGGCCAUGGCAGCGCGUCCUAUGCCUUACGCGCGCCCACCACCGGGCUUCCCUCCGGGGAUGGCGCCGCCGCCAGGGAUGCCACCUGGGUUCCCCCAGGGAAUGCCUCCUGGAAUGCCGCCUGGAUUCCGUCCGCCCGGGGGACCUCCCGGCUUCCCUCCUGGAUUUCCGCCCCGUCCCCCCGCAUAG
Molecule: messenger RNA, 567 nt
Organism: Cutaneotrichosporon cavernicola
Lineage: Eukaryota; Fungi; Basidiomycota; Tremellomycetes; Trichosporonales; Trichosporonaceae
Gene: smb1
Exons: 5
Coding region: 1-567 (188 amino acids)
Biological process (GO): mRNA splicing, via spliceosome
Cellular component (GO): cytoplasm; U2 snRNP; U4/U6 x U5 tri-snRNP complex
Molecular function (GO): RNA binding
Source: RefSeq, a predicted model, not a curated record